Messenger RNA from Fusarium redolens, 5589 nucleotides. RefSeq names its product SPX domain-containing protein. The record is from RefSeq and is a predicted model, not a curated record. NCBI's taxonomy places the organism in Eukaryota, Fungi, Ascomycota, Sordariomycetes, Hypocreales, Nectriaceae. Gene Ontology annotation, cellular component: fungal-type vacuole membrane; cytoplasm. The transcript is spliced from 8 exons. Bases 1 to 5589 code for a protein of 1862 amino acids. Gene Ontology annotation, biological process: endosomal vesicle fusion; intracellular protein transport; autophagy.
AUGAAGUUCUCUCAUAGUAUUCAGUUCAAUGCUGUUCCUGACUGGAGCAGUCACUACAUUGCAUACAGCAAUCUCAAGAAGCUAAUCUACAACCUCGAAAAGACCGCCCAUCAGGCGCGCGGAACCACUGGUGAUGCCGAAUCCCGACCUCUUAUAAACCAAGAAGAUGCUGAAGAGGUCUUCUCUCGAGCUCUUGGCGUCGAGCUAGAAAAGAUAUGCUCAUUCUACGUUGCCAAAGAGGGCGAGCUUCUCGAAGAAGCUGCGCAAUUGCUACGCGACGUUGGCGACGAGGCCGAAGAUGCCAUUGCCGAUAACCGUUAUCUUCGCAGGCUCUCUGUUUCAUCAGCCCACCGUCCUGGUGGUCGCAACGGCUUCCGCUCGAGAAGUCCUCGAAGCCGCAGCACCGACAAUGAAGAGAGCGCGAGCGAGGAAGAAGAUGAGACUACUGGGCUUACAACAAGGCGACGAAGCAGCGGAGGCCGCAGGCGCACACUUCCCAGCAUCCAUAAGCCACGUUCUGAGGAUCUGAACGCUUCCUCCGAGUUCGGUCGUGAUAUGAGGAGGCACAGCACCACAGCCGACGAAAACGAUGAUCAAGCUCUCAUGUUCUCUUCUGGCAUGUUUUCGUCAGGUAUCAUGCUCAAGAAGCGUAUUAUCGGCCUCUACGUGUCACUCUGCGAACUCAAGUCAUUUAUUCAGCUUAACCGUACCGGUUUUGCCAAGGUUCUCAAGAAAUUUGACAAGAUCCUCGAUAAGGAACUCAAGGGACCCUAUUUGCGAGCCCAUGUCGAGACAGCCUACCCUUUCAAAGAUGAGACAAAGCGUGUUCUCGAGGAGAACAUUACCAAGAUGGAGAAGGCAUACGCAGAGAUCGUCACUGGUGGAGAUGAGGAGCUUGCUCGCAAGGACCUCCGUUCGCAUCUCAGAGAACACGUUGUUUGGGAGCGCAAUACCGUCUGGCGAGAUCUUAUUGGUAUCGAGCGCAGAGCGGAAGCUGCGGGCUUAGGUCAGGCGCUUCUCGGACAAGAAAGAGGAAAUAUCACAAGGAGAUUACAAGGCGACGAAGCCAAGGCACCACGAGAGACCCAGUUCCGCACGCCCUUUGGCAAGAUCACCUUACCUCCAUGGCUAGCCAGUUCAUCUCUGUGGACACUAGUUGUCUGUCUUACUGUCUUCUCCUUAUUGCUUCUGCUCCCCAUCAUGGAGAAGCCCGAGCAACAGAACUGUCUGGCAAUGCUUGUCUUUGUCAGUUUGUUAUGGGCCACCGAGACCAUCCCCCUCUUUGUAACAUCAUUGCUUAUCCCAUUCCUCUCUGUUGUCUUGAAUGUCGUUCGUGAUGAGACACCAGGCAAGCCUCAAAAACGUCUCGACUCCAAGGCAGCCACAUCUGCCAUCUUUGCUGCCAUGUGGACGCCUGUCAUCAUGCUUCUCCUCGGUGGUUUUACUCUGGCAGCUGCUUUGUCCAAGUGUACUAUUGACAAGCGACUGGCAACUCUUGUUCUUAGCAAGGCCGGCACUCAGCCCAAGACUGUGUUGAUUGCCAACAUGUUUGUGGCUGCUUUUGCAUCUAUGUUGAUCAGCAAUGUCGCGGCUCCUGUUCUAUGCUAUUCUAUCAUUGAGCCCAUGCUGCGAACAUUGCCAUCUGAUUCCAACAUGUCGAAAGCUGUCAUCAUCGGUAUCGCACUCGCCUCCAACAUUGGUGGAAUGCUCUCACCUAUCGCUUCUCCUCAGAACGUUGUGGCGAUGGGCAUCAUGCAACCCGCGCCCACGUGGCUGCAAUGGUUCUUUAUCGUCAUUCCUGUUGGCGCUCUCUCGAUUGUUCUGAUCUGGCUCCUCCUACUGGUCACCUUCCAGCCAGGCAAGGGUACCACGAUUGCCCCUAUUCGGCCCGUCAAGGAGAAGUUCACUGGUCUUCAGUGGUUCGUUACUAUCGUCACCGUCUCUACCAUUGCUUUGUGGUGUGCCAGCCACCAGCUUGAGGCCGAAUUUGGAGACAUGGGUGUUAUUGCUAUUAUCCCCAUCGUGCUAUUCUUCGGUAUCGGCUUGCUGACCAAGGAGGACUUCAACAACUUCCCAUGGACCAUCAUUAUCCUUGCAGCCGGUGGUUUGUCACUGGGCAAAGCUGUACGCUCGUCUGGUUUGCUACAUACCCUUGCCGAGAUCGUCUCUGAGAAGGUGGAGGGUAUGAGUCUGUACGGCGUCCUGGUUGUGUUCUCGACUCUGAUCUUGGUUAUCGCAACAUUUAUCAGCCACACAGUCGCAGCUCUCAUCUUCCUGCCUCUUGUCUUUGACGUUGGUGUUGCCAUGGACCAGCCUCACCCCAACCUGCUUGUCAUGGGUGGCGUUCUCAUGUGUAGUGCAGCCAUGGGUCUGCCAACCAGUGGAUUCCCCAACAUGACUCGUCCCAUUAUUGAGCUGCGACAAAAGGAUAAGUCCAAGAUUGAGACAAUACUCGCUCACGGUGACCGCGUUCUCGUCGGCCUUAACAAUGGCGCACUCCGAAUCUACCGUCUAAACGAGCUUGCCGAUCAACCUCAGAACGGUUCCGCCGACACAAAUGCCAAUGGUUCGUCGUCUGCGGCGGACGACAACCAUACUGCUGCGCAAAGGUCAGAAAAGCCAACUGAUUUGAUGCGCGAGGUGGAACGUUUCUCGACGCGAGCAAUCGAACAGCUGGCUGUAAUAAAGGACGCAAACACGAUUGUGUCCUUGUCGAACUAUCACGUUUCUUUUCACGAUCUCAAAACAUACGAACUUAUUGAAACCCUAAGCCGGACCAAGAACGCAUCAUGCUUUGCGUCAACAUCGAAUAUUGUCAAGGAUCCGGACACGGGAAUCCCCGAGAUCGUGAGCCGGCUGGCUGUUGCGGUCAAGAGGAAAUUACUACUCUGGAGCUGGCUUGAGAGCGAGCUUUCCGAGGAUGUGGACGAGAUCGUGCUAGCUGAGUCGAUUCGAUCAGUAACUUGGGCAAAUGCGACAAAGCUGGUUUGUGGUAUGAAUGGCGGAUACGUCAUGGUCAACGUCGUUACACGUGAGGUCGAAGAUAUCGUGAGUCCUGGUUCAGGGCCAGCAGCCGGCCAGACUAGCCGAUUUGGUGCAAUGAGCAGUGCUGGUAUGGGGUACAUGGGAUUGGGAGGGUAUAUGCCCAAGCCUUUGGCGGCCAAAUUAGCCGAAGGAGAAAUGUUACUCGCAAAGGAUAUCAACACACUAUUCAUCGAUGAUGACGGAAAGCCCCUGGACAGACGGCAGAUUCCCUGGAACCAUGCCCCUGAGUCCAUAGGGUACUCGUACCCAUAUAUCCUUGCCUUGCAAGCGCCUUCAAAAGGCUCCCUGGAAGUUCGAAAUCCUACCACGCUAUCAUCGCUUCAGAAUCUAUCACUACCGGGCGCUGCUCAGCUUCACUUCCCGUCGCCCACUUACAGCUUAGCACAUGCCGGGAAAGGUUUUCACAUCUCAAGUGAACGAUGUGUCUGGAAGAUGGACUCAACAGACUAUGACUCUCAGGUUCAGGAACUUGUAGACGGUGGCCACUUCGAUGAGGCUAUUAGCAUUCUCGAAAUGCUUGAAGAUGCAUUGCUAAAGAACAAGGCGCAGACACUCCGCGAGGUCAAGAUGCUCAAAGCUGAAGGGCUAUUUAAGAAGAAGAAAUAUCGCCAGGCGAUGGAUCUCUUCAACGAGGAUACCGUACAUGCACCUCCUGAACGAGUUCUUAAGAUGUUCCCUCCCUCCAUUGCUGGAGAACUAUCUGCGUGGGCCGGCCGCGAGGAAGAAGAACAAGAGUCAGAUGAGGCACCGGGAACACCGAAGAAAGCCAAUGGCACGCGUCCCACCACCCCUGAACCAGUUGAGCAGGCACAGGAAACCCCGCAGUCAGCUAAAGGGGGGUUCGCCAGAUAUCUUACCGGAAGCUAUAGGAGGCCCCAGUCGGAUACCGCAUCCAUCCUCUCAAAGAAGGAUACGACGGAGGGCGAUGAUACUGCUAGUGUGAAGGAGACUGAGUCAAACGAAGAUCUGCCUUUGAAAGACAAGGACUUGACAAACGCGGUUCUGGAGCUCAACAGUUAUCUGGCUGGAACACGUGCUCGAUUACAACGGGUGAUUGAUCCUGUUACUGGAAAUCUGAAACCUCAAAGUGAUCGAAAUGGUUCAACAGAAGAAAUAGCAGAGAAAUUCCUGCGGAUAGGGCUUGAUGAUUCUGAGAAGAAACUUGAAGAGGAAUUCCGAAAUACCUUCCGUCUAGUCGACACAACUUUGUUCCGAGCAUACAUGUUUUCUCGGCCAACUCUAGCAAGCUCUCUGUUCCGAAUUCCUAACUUUUGCGACCCUAAUGUGGUCAAUGAAAAGCUUUUGGAACACAAUCGAUACACUGAGCUGGUGGAUUUCUUCUACGGCAAGAAGCUACACAAGGAGGCUUUGGAACUUCUACGGCGAUUCGGAGCUGCUGAAGAACCAAAUGAAGCCGCGCCAACACUUCACGGACCGCAGCGCACCAUCCAGUACCUCAAAAAUCUACCUCCGUCAGAAAUUGACCUCAUACUUGAGCAUGCAGAAUGGACCCUCAAAGCCAGUCCAGAUGAGGCCCUGGAGAUCUUCACAGGCGAUACUGAGAAUGCGGAGACCCUCCCACGAGAUCGGGUUGUCUCUUUCUUACACGAUGUUGAUACACAGUUGGAAGGGCGUUAUCUAGAGCACGUCAUCACUGAGCUCGAAGACAUGACACCAGACCUUCACGACCGAUUGGUUGAACUUUAUGUAGAAAACUUGAAGAAGAUAGACAAGGGUGAGAAGUGGGAUGAAAUGAUGAAUCACUUCAUCGAAUUCUUGAGACAACCAGGGCAAGUUUACAGUCUCAGCAGGGCGUUUAGGUUGAUUCCCAGAGAUGACCCAGCAUUUUACGAAGCACAGGCUGUGGUAUUGAGCAACAUGAACCAACACAAACAAGCGCUCGAGAUUUAUGUGUUCAAGAUGAAGGACUACCAGAAAGCUGAACAAUACUGUAACCGAGUCAACUCGGUUCAAGAUACUGCUCCAUCAUCUCAACCGAAUGAGAAGAACGAGACUGGAGAGGAUCCUGAGAAUUCUACACCAUCUAUUUAUCACACACUUCUAUCGCUUUACCUUCAACCGUCACCACCCAACCAGCCCAAUCUCGAACCAGCACUCGACCUUCUUUCGAAGCAUGGAUCACGUCUCCCGGCAACAUCAACUCUGGGACUCAUUCCAGAUGACCUUCCCGUUCGGUCACUGGAGUCUUACUUCCGAGGCCGCAUUCGAUCGGCAAAUAGUCUAGUAAACGAGGCAAGAAUCGUUGCUGGUCUGCGACAGGCUGAAGGCAUCUCUAUCGCGGCGCGGCUGCACCUUGGUGACGAUGUACAGGGAGGGCAAGGUGGGCGUAAUAGGCAUGUUACCAUCACAGACGAGCGACACUGCGUCGUGUGCCACAAGAAACUCGGAGGAGGUAUGCGUAUUGGUGGAAGUGUUGUAGCUGUGCUGCCGGAUAACACGGUGGUGCACUACGGCUGUUUGAACCGGGCAACAGGGAACAAGGUAGACGCAUCCCAGGCGCCAAGUUGGGGUCGAGGAUUUUAG